Messenger RNA from Zophobas morio, 2293 nucleotides. RefSeq lists its product as uncharacterized. The record is from RefSeq and is a predicted model, not a curated record. The coding region runs from base 560 to 2167 and encodes 535 amino acids. Lineage: Eukaryota; Metazoa; Arthropoda; Insecta; Coleoptera; Tenebrionidae. The transcript has 6 exons.
AAAUCAUUUCGCCGAAUUCACCGUGUUUACCACUACGUAUCUCGUUUAUUGAGUCAUCGACGUUUGGUGGCUAGAAAAUUUCACAAUAAUUUUUAGGCACUUCAGUCAAGCACCAUUUACAAUGGAAAGUAAAUUUAACCACCAUUCACGUUUGCUGCCAUCUUUAUUUUUAAGAUAAUGGUAUUUUAACUAAUAUUAUUUAUCUUUACAGGGAACGACGUCAUCGAAAGAAUUGUUCACAAAAUCAUUUCACUUGCCGAAGCAAAACCAACCCGACGCACCUUCGCCUCCCGUGGUGGUAAAAUGGUUCCAAACACCCCCUCACUGGACUUCAGACGCGAAAUCUGAAUUACUAUCACCAAAAAACAACUCCGAGGAACCCCCACACGUGCCUUUAGCAGAACUUCUGGACAAAAGUUCUGCAUUUCCUGUGAAAUUCCCCGUCGAGAGUGUCCGAUGUCACCAACUCAUCACACAUAAAAUCCCUGAAGACAUUUUGGAAAGAAAUAUAAAUUCGGUGUAUCCCGUAAUACACGAACAUGCCCUCCACCUGUGUGCUAUGUUCCUCAUUUACCAGAAGAAAUUUGGAAACCGCGACUUCUACCAAAAUAUGUCUUUGCUGGACCUUAUUGACAGGUUUUUAAGUAAAAGAGCGGUUUCGUUCCUUGGUGUUAUGGACCACUACAUGCUGUUGGAUGGGACUAAUGGUACUGGUGGCUGGGAAGCUGUUGGUACUAAAGACGAAAAAGCACCAUUAACAAUGGAAACGUGUCUGACCUACGACGAGAUGCGACUGUCAGCUUUUUUAUCAAUAUCGUCUCACACAGUGUUUAUCAAUGACGGUAAGAGGCACAACAAAGGCAUAUUUGAAGACGAUAGAGAAAAACUAGAGGACGAUGGGGUCAUCAUCGGGCUAAUUGGUACAAGAUUGCCCAAGAAACGUGUGAUGGAGCAUAGAGACAUAAUGAAGACGAAAGAACAAAACACACGUGAACACGGAUAUGGAAACUUGACACCUCCAACUUGGCAAGGAACGAUGUUGGAGUUCUACGGUGAUGCGAAUUUGACGUAUGAAGAUUAUUUGCCAAAUGAUGACUUUAAGCAGGUUAAGCAGCGGGAAAAGAAUUCACUCUCAAAUAAACUAGUAGUAUCACACAGAUCUGGUCGAGAUCCUAACAUUGCAUACAUAAUAUAUCCAAUAAGCUUUCUGCAUUUGUGUUCCAUUUCCUUGUCUGGUGAUGGGUUUUUCGGAAACAUAAUUCCUGGUAUUAAAGGUGUAGAGACUGGGUUACAAUUUUCCAUACCAUACAGCUUCAGUAUUCUCUUUAAAGUAAUUGUUAUUAACGCUAUCGAGUCGUUGAUCGUUUCAAGGUCGUUACUUAAUUUACGUUCUCUUACUAGUUUCGCUCUUUGCUUUUGCUGCUUAUCUUUCUUUGCCAACUGGGCACAUAACCUGAUGACUUUAAGCAGGUUAAGCAGCGGGAAAAGAAUUCACUCUCAAAUAAACUACGUUUUUAUUGCCAACCUAACACCAAAAAUGAAGAAAAAUAAAGAUCGUUACUGCGAGUUAUUUGAGGAUGCUUACUUUGAUAAACUAGUCUACUGUAGAAGAAUCGCUUUAUCUAUAGACACUCUUCUGAUUGAAGCUAAUGACAGAGCUAAGAAAGUGAACAAGAUGGCGUACGUGCAUGUCGUGGGUUUGGGUCUAGGAGUUUGGAGGGUUUACUGUUACCAAGAUAAAAUUUUCAUGGAGACAUUCGCACAACGACUGGAACUUCUUUCAGACGUACUGACGAACAUCAGCGAUGUUUGCUUUGCCUAUAUCGCACACAAAGAGGCCGGUGAGUAUAAACAUGGCGACAAAUUGGGCAACAUAAAGUUACAUAUGGAGGAUAAAAUUGGCCCUCAUAUGAAGUUAGUUGGAGAAGAUGAAGGAAAGUUGUUGGUUGUGUCUUAUGCUUGGGACUGCAAUGCCUUACCAGGCAACGAAUUUUGGUUUGGGAGUUUGCACACGAGUAGCGAUCCGGCUGCUGCAUGUUCCACCCAAGUUGCAGAACUCCACAACUGGCACAUUAACCAGAAGGCGAGUGCGAGGAAUUUAAAGGUUGCCACUUUGGAAGGGUUGGUAACGUUCCAAGAGUAUCAGGAGAUGCACAAAAAUGGUUGAGAUUACGAUAAUUAAGUGUCAGAGUUUAUUUUUGUAUUAUAUUACCAAGUGCUCUCAUGUUGAUGGGAGUCAGCUCCUUGUUAUUAAUUAUGAAAUUAGUUGGUAUAUUUUUUUACGAAAUAUUUA